AUGAAGUUCUCAGCUGCCCUCCUGCCCUUGCUGGCCGCCCCCAUGGUCGCAAGCGAGCAUACCUCGAAUUGGGCAGUGUUGGUUUCUACAUCACGGUUCUGGUUCAAUUAUCGACAUCUGGCCAAUGUGCUCUCUCUCUACCGUACCGUCAAGCGCCUGGGCAUUCCGGAUUCCCAAAUUAUCCUCAUGUUGCCAGAUGACAUGGCGUGUAACCCUCGCAAUGCAUUUCCGGGAACCGUCUACAACAAUGCUGAUCGUGCGCUGGAUCUGUAUGGCGACAAUAUAGAGGUCGACUAUCGGGGUUACGAGGUGACGGUGGAGAACUUUAUUAGAUUGAUGACGGACCGUGUGGGCGAGGACAUGCCACGGUCUAAGAGGUUGAUGACAGAUGAGCGGAGUAACAUCUUGGUGUACAUGACUGGGCACGGAGGAAAUGAGUUCCUCAAGUUUCAAGAUGCAGAGGAAAUCAGUGCCUUUGAUCUAGCAGAUGCAUUUGGGCAGAUGUGGGAGAAGAAAAGAUACCACGAAAUGCUCUUCAUGAUCGACACCUGCCAAGCAAACACCAUGUAUUCUAAAUUCUACUCCCCCAACAUCCUCGCCACCGGCUCUUCUGAAAUCGACCAAUCCUCCUACUCUCACCACGCAGACAACGACGUCGGCGUCGCUGUCAUCGACCGCUACACAUACUACAACCUCGAGUUCCUCGAAACCCAGGUCCGCGACCCAACCUCAAAACUCACAAUGGGCGAUCUCUUCGACAGCUACGACGAGGAGAAGAUCCACAGCCACCCCGGCAUACGAUACGACCUGUUUGAAGGCGGAGAGCACGCCGCGCGCAACAGAAAAGUCAUGGAUUUCUUUGGAAAUGUGCAGAAUGUGGAGGUCGAGGCAAGCAAGAGGAAUGAGACGGAGUGGAUGGAGGAUCUGAGAGCGAUUGAGAAGAUGAUUGCCGAGGCGAAGAGCAGACAUAACGAGAGUCUGGGGGUGAAGCCGCAGACAGAGCAUGUUGUUGAAAAAGCUAGACCGAUGCUGAAUGUUAGGUCAGAGGGUGCGGUGCGGGUCGAUGAGGUGCAGGACUGGACGAAGCAGGCGUAUGGAGCUGCGGCCCUGUUGGGGUGCGCGGGGGUCUGGCUAGUAGGAAGCUGGCUGGAGUCUGUGUAA
Plenodomus lingam JN3 is the source of this 1161-nucleotide messenger RNA. It is a transcript of the gene GPI8, whose product is annotated as glycosylphosphatidylinositol anchor biosynthesis. Gene Ontology annotation, biological process: proteolysis; attachment of GPI anchor to protein. The record is from RefSeq and is a predicted model, not a curated record. NCBI's taxonomy places the organism in Eukaryota, Fungi, Ascomycota, Dothideomycetes, Pleosporales, Leptosphaeriaceae. Gene Ontology annotation, cellular component: GPI-anchor transamidase complex. Gene Ontology annotation, molecular function: GPI-anchor transamidase activity.